GAUAUUCUUCAUUUUAAGUUUAUCGCUAAAUUACUACUCAACGAAUAAUUACUAAAAAUCGUGUUAGUAUACAUAUAUAAUUUGUUUAUUUUGAAAAUUAUUUCAAAAUGAGGGGCGUGUCUGCAUUAGUGUUAGUGACACCCUAUGGCUCCUAUGAAGGCUUCUGUGGCAUUUCUCUGCGUCGCCCUUUUGAUAAUCCAAACUAUAUCAGCAGCACCUGAGCCGGAUCCUCAUCAUUGGAGAGGAGGACAUGGUUACGGAGGAGGAGGAAAAAUAAUCAUAAUUAAAACAAUAGGAUAUGGCGGUGGUGGAUAUGGACAUCAUCACCACGGCGGUGGAUAUGGAGGCGGUUAUGGUGGCGGUUAUGGUAGAGGCGGUGGUUAUGGUAGUGGAGGCGGUUAUGGUGGAGGCGGCGGUUAUGGCGGCGGUUAUGGCGGAGGUGGCGGUUAUGGCAGCGGAGGCGGAUGGGGAGGAGGUGGUGGCUUUGGAUUCGGUGGAGGUGGCGGUUCCGGAUAUGGAAAAUAAGACAAAACCCGUGAUGAUAUUUCAAUUGAAAGUGAUAAAAACUGUUCUUACUAAUAAUAUGUUCAUACCUAAUUUUAUAUAUGGACUCUUUUUUGUAAUUAGAAUAUUUAUUUGUAGUUGUUUGAUAUUGCGGCUAAUACUCUAAGUAUUACAGGAUGUGAUCAAAUAAAAAAUUUAUUUCUUAUUGUAAUAAGAAGAUUUAAUUAAUAAAGAAAAUAAGAUAAA
Molecule: messenger RNA, 750 nt
Organism: Diabrotica virgifera virgifera (western corn rootworm)
Lineage: Eukaryota; Metazoa; Arthropoda; Insecta; Coleoptera; Chrysomelidae
Exons: 3
Coding region: 145-525 (126 amino acids)
Source: RefSeq, a predicted model, not a curated record